AUGUCAUCUCCUGAGCCUAUCCUUGCCUCGAACGCACUCAUCGGGCUAGAGGACGUACCUAAAACGGCGGUCUUUGUAGGAGCUACCGACGGCAUCGGUAAGGCUAUCUUGCAAGCUCUUGUCUCCAAAGGGUUCCCGACGAAGAUCUACAUUGUCGGCCGCAACAAAGCCUCACACCGCGUUCUGUUAGAAGAUCUUGCUAGAUCCAAUCCUCAAGCAACUCUCAUCUUUGUCGAAGGUCAGAUAUCGCUGGUGGCAGACGCACAGCGCAUCGCUAGUCAGAUUGCAGCCCAGGAAGAUCGCGUGGAGUUGCUCUUCUUGUCAUCUGGCUACCUGCCGUUCACUGGACGUCAAGUCUUCGUGCUGCGUCUUCUCCCACAGCUGCGUAGAGGCAGUGCAACAAGGCCUGCACGCGUUUUGAACAUCUUGGCUGCUGAAGAGUCUACGGAUCUCUACCUCGACGAAUUGACGCUCAAGAAACCUGGACACUCCAGUGUGCCCGCCUACGCUAAGCACGCUGCAGCUUCAGUCACCCUCGCAUUGAAGCACAUCGUCGAAGAAGAAGAAAAAAGUGACAUUGUCUUCAUUCACGCGCACCCUGGCAUGGUCUCCACCAAUAUAUUCCAAAACAGCUGGGACAACAAAUACGAUCCUGACUCUGCUCAUUUCCCAAUGCACACCAGGCAUAUCUUCCAGUGUACUCCGGAGCAGGCUGGCCAGCGUUGUCUGUGUCUGGCUACGAGCGCAGAAUACAGAGGUGUCGGUGUUGCCCUGCAGCAUGGCAGGCAGAAGGUUGAGACUAUAGCACAUGGGAGCAAGGGCUCGCUGUUUGCUAUCAGUGAUAGAUUGGAGUUUCUUCAGCCCGAAAAGCUGCUGGAUGAGUUGCAAGAGCUAAGAGCGCCUGAGGUGAUUUUGACUCAUACUAUGGACGUCCUGAAAACUCAUGGAGGAUUUGACUAA
Molecule: messenger RNA, 960 nt
Organism: Alternaria arborescens
Lineage: Eukaryota; Fungi; Ascomycota; Dothideomycetes; Pleosporales; Pleosporaceae
Exons: 2
Coding region: 1-960 (319 amino acids)
Biological process (GO): secondary metabolic process
Source: RefSeq, a predicted model, not a curated record